Messenger RNA from Durusdinium trenchii, 767 nucleotides. The record is from the annotation of a GenBank genome assembly. Lineage: Eukaryota; Dinophyceae; Suessiales; Symbiodiniaceae.
UUUGGCUCAAGAGUUCAGACAUCUCAUUUUGGAGUUCUCAGGGUCCUGCCACAGGUGGCCCAAAACAUGGCAAGCUUUGGUGUCCUCUCCAGUCUCUCGAGCACCGUAGAAGUCCAGUUUGACCUUCACAACUGCCCAAAAACGGCAGGGGAAGCGACUUGCUCUUCGCGAGGUUUGGUGAUGUGGCUCGGUUGGAUAUCUCCCAGGCGCUGGCAACUGGGUUGGUUUUUGUGACCUUCUAUGAUGUGCGCGCGGCACAGCAAGUCUUGCAGCACUACGCACCUGCUGCACAAUGCAGAGAUGCAGGGAUGCACCACUUUCGCGAAGUCUGCCUGCCGGUCGCCACCUUUGUGAAACUUCCGAGCCAUGUGCAAUACCUUCACACGUUUGGAGCAGUUGCGGGAUUGUCAAACUGUGGUGACGAAAUGGUCGUCGAGUUCUAUGAUAUGUGCGCGGCCCAUAGGACCGCCAAUUCUAUCCCCGGGUGUCGGCCUAUGAUGCAUACCCCAGCUUCUUCAUCAUCUCCCCUGUGUCCUGCCGAGGUGCUACAAAGCGCAGGAAUGCCCACAGUCGCGCAAGAGGCAAGCGAAUUUAAAGCUCUUGAAGGACCUGCAUAAUUCCAAGAAUUCUGGGAUUGGAGAGCAUUUGCGUGCCCGGCACACCGGCCGGAUAAUUAAAGUAUGUUCGUUUCACAUGAACUCACUGCCGGGGUCAGAGCACUGUCCAUUCGGCUAAGCCGCCACGAUGCAUGGACUUCGAAUUGUGAA